AUGAAGAAAACCAUCGGGAAAAGAGCUAUGUUGAGCCAGGACAACGCUAAAAGUAUGGACCUUUGGUCCACCAAGAUCACAACCAACGAAGGUACAGGGUUUUUUAUUUCUAAAACUCUGGAUGUAUACAAAAAGACAUUAAAUCAUGGUUUCAUUCAUCUUUUGGAGCGCGAUGGUGAUAUGCUCUCCUUGGAUUCAACCCACAACACAUGUACCUGUCAAGAUAACAAGUACAGCUCGUUAUGCAUAAUUGUAGCCAGAUGUAUUGACACUGGAAAAGGAAAACCGUUGGUAUGGAUUUUUACGAGAAGUUAA
Mucor mucedo is the source of this 315-nucleotide messenger RNA. RefSeq lists its product as uncharacterized. The coding region runs from base 1 to 315 and encodes 104 amino acids. NCBI's taxonomy places the organism in Eukaryota, Fungi, Mucoromycota, Mucoromycetes, Mucorales, Mucoraceae. The record is from RefSeq and is a predicted model, not a curated record. The transcript has 2 exons.